AUGGACUUGGAAGGCCGCGGUGACAAUGCGCGUCACUCCUCACCCAUCCUCUCUCCGGCACUCCAGGCCAAGAAGCCAGCCUCCGUUAGCUGUGCGUUGCGCUCAGCCAUCUUGAUGAGUGCACAAACUAUGCAGCAGUUGGAGUCGGCGCGGUCGCUCGCGUUGGGCGACGGUAGAUAUUAUCCGACCAUCAUACCAGGCGUGCUUCCCAUCAUCGGCUAUUCUACAGAACAGCCCAUCGAGAUACAGCGAUGGGGCGCCGAAUUUCUUGCUGAAGCUUUUGGCUCGCCCACAUGGCCGUCAGACGUGAAAGAGAACGCUGCGCCGUCCGUGCUGGCUACCCUCAAGGCCUAUCUCGAGAAUGUCGACGACAAGAGCGUCAUCAAGAGCGCCGUGCAAGCAGCCGCAAGCGUGUACCCGCUCGUCUACAGACACACUGUCUCCGAUCCCAGCGAUGCUCAACACUGGCAGCUCAUGGCUGCCAUCAAAUCGAAUAUUCUGCGCAGAAUGGAUUCCGCCGCUCCAGGGAUACGCAUCUGCUGUGUCAAGUUCCUACAGCAGAUAGUCCUGGUACAGACGCCUGGCGUCAUGGACCCUAGGCGACCUGAUCAUAACGACAUCUCACUCGCCCUUGUACCCCGCGAUCACCCCCUCAUUCCGUAUGCGGCCCUUGAGGCAGAAGGACAUGGUCUGCUGGACCGAUUGCUGGACAUCAUACAUGGAGAUCACAGGUUAGAUAGCCAUCUACAGACUGCCAAAUCUCGUCUGACACAACACAGUGAUGGUCUGCUGGUAACAGGCACGCUCAAUAGUCUAGGCAUGCUUCUCCACCGACGUCCUGUUGCUGCAAACAAGAUCCUAAAUAGCAUCUUCAACUUCAACCCCCUGAAGCUUGCAAACUCGCCCAUGACACCCAAGAACAAGGUCAUAAUAAAGUCGAUUGAACGCACAACUCGGGCACUGCUCGUGAACAUCAUGAAGAGACACCCUGAAAACCCGAUCAACGGCCGGAUACAACAAUAUCUUGAGCGCAUGCAUCGCACACGUAUCGAAGUCUUUGAAGAAUCUAGUCGCAAACGUCCCGCACCCAGUGAACCGACCGACGGUCUCGACCAAGCCAAGAGGCAGCGCUUGGUUGCUGCUGAGACAUCGCCGCAUCCGCCUCCUGUCCAGGAACUACCGCCGGGCCCAGUGAGCUGGCGCCAACUAUAUACUCUGAACUCGGAAGGCAAUUCUUUGAACUUUGAUGUGCAAGCUUUCAAGGAUCCAGAACAACUGCUCAGAAUUGUUGUACCUGUCUUACAGUCAGUAGACGGGGCCAAGCUCGAGCAGGCUAUCAAUGUUGUUCGCUCUCGAUACACUGCACUAAGUCGAGCCGCUGCUCAGCAAGCCGCUGCGCAAGCUGCUGCUGCCCCAGACGCAGAUGAUGAAGAGGAAUAUGAGCCUGAUUUCGAGCCAGAGGACGCAGAGCAGUUGAUCAACAAGCUUGAUGGCGCCCCUCCAACCGAACUACAACUACAAUCCGGACCUACUACAGCACUUGCGCCAUAUAAGCUACCCGAUGCGCCUCCGCUAUCUGAGCAGGAGGUUCAGAAGUAUGGCGAUAUGACGAUACAUCGAGCCUUUGGUAUGCUGAGCAGUGUAGACGAGAAUCAGAAGAGCAAGGUGACAAAGGGCGGCUUUAACCGACUCGCUGCAAGUGACUAUGGACGCGAUGCAUGGGUCACCAUACUCUCAAGAUUAGCUACACGAGCAAACGCUGGCCUGGAAGACCCGGAAGAGGGCAUCAAGGACGAAUUUGCCGUCAAGAGCGCAAAGGGGAGCCAAAAGAUUGGCGAUGCUGUCCGAGACGGGUUGUACCAGUACAUCAUGUACGACUGGAAGAGGCGGAUCGACGUCGCGAUAUCCUGGUUGAACGAGGAGUGGUACAACGAUAUAGUCAUUGCGCAGUCCACAAAAAACCCUACAAAAAUCGGCACGACAAAUGGACACAAUGUAUCAGAUCCCCCCAAAGGCAAUUACCGCCGUUGCGUACUACGCCUUAUCGACGGCCUAUUACCAUACAUUGAGAACACAGACAAGAUCCUCCUGCGCCUCGUCUCCGAGAUCCCCGCCAUCGACGCAGAAAUCCUGUCACGGAUAAAGAAAAUGGCCGAGGAUCCGGAGCGCAUCGACCUCGCUAGCCGGGUACUACAGUACCUAUACAUGUUUCGACCGCCAGUCCGGACUUUGGUCGUUGACGUCUUGGCCGAAAUGUGGAGGGACAAUGAGCGUGCGAGACCGAGCGUGAGGAAAUUGCUGCUGAGGUGGAGGCCAGAGGUAUUAGGCGAAGAGUCUACAGGUACGCCGACGCUAACGGUGAAGAAGGAAGAGGGUCAGUUGGCCAGGGAGAGUGCGAAUGGAGCGCUGGAAGUCAAGGCUGCGUCGUGA
Plenodomus lingam JN3 is the source of this 2430-nucleotide messenger RNA. NCBI's taxonomy places the organism in Eukaryota, Fungi, Ascomycota, Dothideomycetes, Pleosporales, Leptosphaeriaceae. The record is from RefSeq and is a predicted model, not a curated record.